This is a messenger RNA of Phascolarctos cinereus (koala), 12078 nucleotides long. NCBI's taxonomy places the organism in Eukaryota, Metazoa, Chordata, Mammalia, Diprotodontia, Phascolarctidae. The record is from RefSeq and is a predicted model, not a curated record.
CCCUGAGAGGCUCGGGAGAAUCGGGAGCUCUCUGGGGCUGGAGGAGGUUCGGGUCUCUAAUUCCCGUCUUUUUCUAUACCCGUCCGGGCGCUAGGUAGGAAGCCGUGGGCUGCUGGAGUUAAAGGGAGCUUGGAGGAGAGGCGGCCCAGGCUGCCCUGGGCGGCCAGCCGCUGGUGCAGCUCAUUCAGCACCGGCACCGCAGGGGCGGCGGCGGCGGCAGGCAGCAGCAGCAGCAGCAGCAGCGGCAGCAGCAUCUCGGGGAGCUGGGAGUCCGUGCCUGGGCGGGCCUUACGGAGCUGGAGGAGCCGGAGCAGGAGCAGGAGCGUGCGGCGGGCAGGGCACUUUCCUUCCUAAGGGACAGAUGGUUACAACUUUCAGUUGCAAUGUCUGCUCGGCCUGGCGUCUGCUGUUUUUUGAAAGAUCUGUGAUCCUCUGGUAUUAUUCCUGGUCUGCGCUGCCUCUAGGCAUUUUGGAGCAGUUGGACAGAAGGUCUCCGUUCAAAUCCUGCCUCUAACACAGAGACUCUGACUCUUUGACCCAGCACAAAUCACUCCGACUCUCCAAGACAGUGUGAAUAAGUAUGGAUGAUGAGGUGAUGUCACUUCUGGUGGAAUACCUAAUUUCCAUGUAGUUCCCUUCUGGGCAGCUGUUAGACCAUCCAAGCAAGAACUUGUUUGACACUUCCUUCCUCCUCUUGUUGAAUACUUUGUGGCAAUUGUUUCAGUGUUUUGCUAAGCGUGUCCUGUGCUCACCUUGCCAAGGCCAACAACAGCUCAGCAUUGCGUAGGCUACCCCCGUGGUCCCCUGCCUGUCUGAACAUGAGAACAGGCCAAGUGGAUGACAGCCAGGACAUCCCAAGGGCUUAGGCCUGUGCUGGCUCCGGCCCCUUUGAAGUGCUUCUGCUCAUGAUGGUGGCAUCCUGGGGUGGCCGCCAUGCCCAUUACCCAGGACAACGCGGGGCUGCAUCUCCCUCUCCUUCUCCAGUGGCUGCGGAGCAAUCUGCAGGAGACCCAGGGAGGGCCCGAGCACAGCCUUUGCCAGUCUGCCAUCCAGAAGCUCCGAGAAUACAUCCAGCUGAACUUCGCUGUGGAUGAAAGCACGAUUGUGCUUGACCAGAGCCCCCUCGAGAUGGAAAUCUGCACUGUGUACCUGACCAAAGAGAUGGGGGACACAGAUACCGUGGGGCUCAGUUUUGGGAACAUUCCUGUUUUUGGAGACUACGGUGAAAGACGGCGAGGUGGUAAGAAGUGGAAAACACACCAGGGCCCGGUGCUGGAUGUGGGCUGCAUAUGGGUGACCGAGCUAAAGAAGAACAGUCCUGCUGGGAAGUGUGGCAAAGUGAGGCUGAGGGAUGAAAUCCUUUCCCUCAACGGGCAGCUCAUGGUUGGAGUUGAUGUCACUGGGGCCAGUUAUCUGGCUGAUCAGUGCUGGAAUGGCGGCUUUAUCUACCUAAUCAUGCUACGUCGCAUUAAGCGCAAAGCUCCUCUCCCUCCUUCUAAUGGCAACAACAGCAACAGCUGUGAACCCAAAGCAACUCCUACCUCAGAUCCCGGCAGCUGUCUGGUGCAGAAUGGGAAAAGAACAAGGAAGUUUGGGGUCAUCUCCAGGUCAUCUGUCAGCAAGGAUGGUGGGGAGAACAGGAACGGUCAGGACUCUGAGCUAGAGAAUGGACAUUAUACCCUCAUGGAGAUGGGGGGCCCUCGCCUAGAGACCCUGGAAGUGGAUGACAGGACAGGUGAACAGUUGCCAAAUACAGAGGGUCCUCUAGUCACAGGCCAUUAUAGAUCUCGCUUGUCUGAAGGGAAGUCUGAUUUCAAGCCGAGUGACCAUCUGGCACAGCGAGAAGGCUGCCGGAUCUGGAAGAUGCACAUGGUGAAAGGAUCAGACGGCCUGGGCAUCCAGAUAACCGGAGGCCGGGGAUCAAAGCGAUCGCCCCACGGAAUCAUCGUUGCACAUGUAGAAGAAGGAGGGGCUGCACACAGGGAUGGCAGGCUGACCUCAGGAGAUGAGCUGCUAAUGAUCAAUGGUCAGUCACUGGUUGGCCUCUCCCAUCAGGAAGCUGUGGCCAUUCUCCGUGCUGCAGCUGGACUAGUUCAGCUAGUUGUGGCCAGCAGGGAAAGCUCUGAAGUGGACUUCCUCAAAUAUCCAUCUACAAGUUUGCCAGACCUGCUUAGUACUUAUUCAGGCCCGGAUGUUUCCUCUUAUACUGAUAAUAAGGAGAACGAAGAGCCAGAUGGUGAAGAGGAAAAGGGAGCCAGCCAAUCGCCAACCCAUGGAGCAAUGAUUGAGCCUGAUAAGCCCCAAGAUCCCAACGGUCUGGAAGGAUCUCGGGGAAGCUGCAGAAGCCCCACCAUGGGGAGCUGCCUGAUGAAGUGUCGGAGCCGUUCCCAAGGGGGUGCACCUCGUCUAGAAUCUGUUGGAGAAGAUGAUGAGCUGACAGUAGAAAAUUGUGACCCCGGUGGGGAGAUGUUGGAAAAGUUUUCUUGGAGUGCCCGCAAACAUUCCCUUCCACAGCAGCUUGAUUCUGUUGGGGCAAGACAGGAAUACCAUGCUGUGAAGAAGUCAACUCGGUCCUUGAGCACUGCUCAAGUGGAAUCCCCUUGGAGACUAGCUCAGCCCUCCAUUAUCUCCAACAUUGUGUUAAUGAAAGGACAAGGCAAGGGCCUUGGCUUCAGUAUUGUGGGAGGUCAGGAUUCAGCCAGAGGCCGGAUGGGGAUUUUUGUCAAGACAAUUUUCCCCAGUGGAGCAGCUGCUGCAGAUGGAAGACUCAAAGAAGGGGAUGAAAUCCUAGAAGUGAAUGGAGAAUCCCUACAAGGACUGACCCACCAAGAAGCCAUUCAGACCUUUAAGCAACUCAAGAAAGGUGUUGUGACCCUGACGGUACGCACAAGGUUACGAAGCCCAAGCCUUACUCCGUGCCCAACACCCACACUAAUGAGCCGAUCUAGCUCCCCAAAUUCUAAUGCCAGUGGAGGAACUCCCGCACCCGGCUCAGAUGAAGGAGAUUCUUCUUCUUUGGGUCGAAAAGGCCCAGGACCCAAGGACAGGAUUGUCAUGGAAGUCACACUCAACAAAGAGCCAGGAGUUGGACUAGGCAUUGGUGCCUGCUGUCUGACUUUGGAAAAUAGCUCUCCAGGCAUCUAUAUUCAUAGCCUUGCCCCAGGAUCAGCAGCCAAGAUGGACAGUAGAUUAAGCCGUGGUGACCAAAUCCUGGAAGCAGAUUCUGUCAGCCUCCGCCAUGCUGCAUUAAGCGAAGCUUAUGCCAUCCUGAGUGAGUGUGGCCCAGGACCGGUUAGCCUGAUUAUUAGUCGGCACCCAAACCCAAAGGUUUCUGAACAGGAGAUGGAUGAAGCAAUAGCUCGUUCCACUCACCGGGAGAGCAAAGAGGCCAGUUCCUCUCAUGUCUUAGGUACCCCCCUGAAGAGUCCCUCCCUUUCAGCGAAGGCAAGACAGGGAGAAGGUGCCGCCUCACUCAGCUGGACCAUGAAACGCUUCCUGGAGCCAGCAAGUCGGCAGGGCUCCCUCAGUUCUGAAUCAGAACUCUCACAAUAUUUUUCACAAGAUGUCCUGAGCCCCUUGUCUUAUUCAGACUCUGUGGUUGCCAGUUCUGGAGAUGAGGAGCAUAUGCACCAGAGGAGGGGGAGCAACUCUUUGGAUGAUGGUGCUCUUCCUCCCAGCAGCCCAACUCCCAAAGAAUCAGGAAAAGCUAGGGCCAACAGCCUUGUAUCAUCUGGAAGCAAGAAGGCCUCAGGACCUUUCCAUAAGCAUUUGGAAGCUACUAGGCAAGCCAGCCUCCCUGGAAGCCCACAGUCUGCCCGAAGCCCACUCCUCCGACAGAGGAGAAUUGGCUGCUUUGAUGCUGAAGAUGCCAGUGAUGAAGAGGAGUUUGUGAGAGAUGGACACGACGUUCCAUUUUCCAGGUCCCUCCCAGCCUUUACUUCAUCACAGGCUGAAGAGGACUCUAGGGUGAUCACCCAUUUAUCGUCUGUAGCAGCUGAUAUUAGCAUCCGGGAAGUAGAGCACCUUGGGAAUCCUGCCAGUGAGACCCCUUUGGAGACUUCACCUCUGAGCAGCUCAGGAGGGAAGGUGGAGGAGAAGAUUUCUGAGCAAAUCAUAGACUCACCUUUGCUUCCAGGAAAGCAUUCUGACAAUCCUAAUGCCUCUGAGGACAGCCUGGGCAGCUUGGGCCUGAAGGAACAAACUGAAUCCAAGAAGUCACCAAAACUGGAGCACAAAGCCAUCACCAGAGUCAAAAGCCUGAUGAGCAUUGAGUGCCCUGGUUCCCCCAAACAGAAGAAUGAGGAUCCUGGUCCUGGUCACAAGCCAGUAGCCAGGAUAACCCCACAAAGCAAGAGGGCUGUGACAGAGGACAACUCUAGGUCCAGCAUCUUGGAUACUGUUCAUUUAAUUCGAAUGGAAGAUGAAUCCUUUGGUCUAGACUUGGAAAUCCAGGCCACUCCCUUAAAAGUGGUGAUAAGAGGCUUAAGGCCUACUGAGAGGGAAGCAACAGUACAGCUGAGUGUUGGAGAUGAGAUUGUCUCUAUCAAUGGUGUUCCAGUCAACUCCUUGUCUUACCAGGAGACCUGCCAUGUUAUAAAGAACUUGCCUAUGGCACUGACCUUGCUCAUGCGGCGGCCCACACCUGCUGUGGAUAGCUCACAGGACCACCUUGAAUCACCAGGGGAGAAGGAGCUGAUUAAUACUGACCCCAGUGGGACUCUGCCCACCAUAGGAGAAACUCACUCAAAAGGAGCUCCAGCCUCUGAAACAGAGGGAACUAUACAAUCUGGUUCCAUGCUGCCAUCUCUUGUCAGUACCAAAGAAGUGCAGAUAGGUAGUGGAUUAAGAGUCAGUGGUCCUGAGGAGAUGCCAGUGAGUGACAUUGACAGCAUCAUCAGUGAGUUAGAUGCUUGUGAAGGAAGAUCUGAGAGUCCUCCAAAAACAGGUUCCCUUUGUGGGGAGGGAGGUUCUCAGAGAAACUCUGGGACAAGCAGCAGCAGCCCUUGCCAGGUGGAGCAGAGCAUGGUUAAACAAGAUCCAACGCCUCAGCCUCAGUGGACCUCUCACUUUUCAAUUCUGGAUUCAAUUAAUCCAGGCAAGCAUUUUACUGUGAAUAAAAACUGUUUGAGUAGCUAUUCGAGGAAUUUUAGCAGCUUACAUGAAGACAGCUUGUCCUCAUUUUGCCAUAGGGAAGCUGACACCACUGAGCCAUCACCAAAGUCUAUGUAUGGAGCUGCUGAGGAUUCACAUUCAGACUCAGAAUCUCUUACAGAAGCCACACCCAUUCCUAUCCAGAACAGCAGGCCAUCCCAUCCACCAUCUUGCUCUUCUCAGAGCAAUGCCACAGAGUCAGAUGAGGAGCAAAUUGAAAUCUGUUGCAUGAAUACUCACCCAAAGCCACCCUCUGAAGUGGAGCAGCGACCCAGCCCACAUUCCUGGGAUCCACCUUACCCAGCAGCAGACAAAGUUUCACCAUUAGAAAGUAUUGUAAUGGGUAGUUUACAGACAACUGCACAUACAACAUCUUCCUUUGGUCCAGAAAAACCUAUACUCCCCAACUCUCACCAGCAGGCAAAUACAGUCAGAACAGUUCCUUUGGACUCCCUUCCUUCCUCCCAUUUGGAUAAGGACUCCCGGGACAGCUCAGCAUAUUCAGAUGGAAAUAUUCCACAGGGAUGCAGAGCGUUACAUACAGAAGGGAAAAUGCAAGAAGCUAGCACUGGCAAAGCUGUGGAAACCUGCGAAUCUUCCAGAGGCUGUGGCCUUGUGCACAAGCCCCCAGUCCCUUUCAUCAGCCCCAGAUUGGUCAAUGGCCUAGAACACAGCUUGCUGGACAAUAAAUCCCAAUGCAAAAAGCAAGAAGCAACCAUUAAGGCAGUUGAUAGUCACAGAUGUGCUCAAUUCUCUUUAAAUCAAGGCUUGUCUAAUAAUGAAGAAUGUGAUUUCACCAGCCUUCAUAUCUCUGAAUGUCAAGACUUGGGAGACUUGAGACAAGGACCAGAAAAAAUGGUUAGGAGUCCCCUUCUAGCCCAGUACAAAGAUCCAAAUAAAAUUAAUCAUGUGCAAAGCAGAAAUGAAAAGGAACAGUGUGUAGCCACAACAAAAAGUUCCAACACUAAAACUCACACUCCUGGCACAAACCAUGUUAAGGGGGUUACUACUAUGCACAGUCCUUCAUCUCAACCAAAAUUGAAUCCUGAAACAAAAGGGCCAACACCCAAAAGUUUUAUGGAAAUGCUUCUCAAUAACAAUCACAAACCUAGGUCUGGGCCAAAGCUGAAAGGCCUCAGCAUCAAAAGCAAGAACAAAACCAGCACAGAAGCCUCCAGUACUGUUCCAACUGCCAAGGUCAGUGGGACUGAGCAGAGAAAAAGCUUUACGUCACCCCAAACCUCUCCCAAAACGCUUUCGAAGAGAGUAUUGGGCUCUCGCAGCAUUGCUGUCCAUGGAGAACCAGACAAAAGUUGUCCCAUGGCUCCCAAACCUCCUCCACGUGGACAGGAGAGCAAAUUAGCCUUGGCUGUGUCUGGGCCAAUGAGUUCCCCAGUAUCAGAUGGAAGCAUCCCUAUGACUCGGAACACAAAUGAAAAUAGACUCCUUGGACAAAAUGAAUUUGGCCUUUCCAACCCAAAAGAAGCAAUAAUGGUCUCAGCUCUCCCCAGUGGACUUGGUGAAAAGGGGAGCAAGGCAGCUGCUGGUGAUUCUCGAGACAGAAUGAACCAGGUAAAAAUAAUUGCCAUCUCUUCUGAAAGAAACCCCAAAAGCCCAGGUGGUGACAAGUUAGCAGCUCAAAGUGACCAAAGAGGGUUCUCUGCCCGAGAAAAUGGUCACAAAAAAGGUGAAAGCAAGUUCUGCCACAGAAGAGUGGAGCUAUCCCCAAGUCACCCCACUUCUCUGGCUUCUCACUCCAUUCAGGAAGAUCCCCUAGAAGGACAAGAAAUCCAAAGAAGUUUCAUCGAGGUAAGACUCUCUUCCUCUUCCUCCUUCUUCUUGCCUGUGUGCCCUUCCCCACCUCUGCCUGCAGAGAAGACAGCUUAUAACCAGAAGAGAAUGAACCAGAUGUCUGAACCUCCUGGGAGUUCCAAAAAUGUCAUCACUUUGAAUGAUGGUCCCUAUUGCGCCCCAAGGCCAGUUACAAGGACUUAUUCCAUGCCAGCCCAACUUGCAAGCCAUUUUGGAGGUGAAAGUCACUCUGUAGAAUCUGCAGGACGCCCUCUUCAAGACAGCCAGAAUUCUGUGGCAGAUGAAAAAUAUGUUUGCGUUCCUGAGACAAGAAUAUUCAAAGGUGGCCUUCUUGGCCUGGUUAAUGGACAGAGUAUACAAGGAGGAAAACACCUGUCAGAAACUUCCCAGAGCAUCCCAAAAACAGACCAGGGAGGUGCUAGUGCCCUUGGUGCCCAGGAUACAAACUACCUUGUCACAGAUAGAAUAAAAGCCACCAGGAGGCAUUAUUACUAUGAGCUAAACUGGCCCCAUGAACCUACCUCAUCUUUUUCUGUGAAACAGAGGAUCAAAUCUUUUGAGAAUCUAGCCAGUUUUGACAGGCCUGUAGUCAAGUCCAUUGAUUUCCCUUCAGCAGUAUCCAUUAACUCCAAACCUCCUAUUGUGAGGAGAUCAUCAGGUAAUAUAUAUUCAGGGACACCCAGCAUCUCAAGCGACACCAUGAGGUGCUUACGACGAAGCUUGAGCUCAUGUGGCGAAAACCAAAAUGAAACCAUUUCGUUGGCCCCCCAGCUAAACAAAUCACCGUCGACUAUAGCUCUCCCAGUUUCUCCACCGAAUCUAAUAAAAGGGAGAAGAGAGAGCCCUGGUGUGGACCAAAAAAAGUUACUUGACCCUCCAGCAAGUUAUAAUCCAACAGUGACCACAUCUUCUCACAUCAGGAGGAACAGGACAGUGGGAAGCCAAGCUCGACCAUGUCCUUUAUCCCGCUCAAAACUUAGAGAGCUAAGGGCUUUGAGCAUGCCCGACCUUGACAAGCUUUGUGAUGAGGACUAUUCAGUGGAACCAGUAGCUGGCCACUUUAAAACUGAGCUAGAAAUUACUCCCAGUAGAUCCCUUGGCCUUCCAACUGAAAGCCUUGCAAACCUCAAUGGAUCGCCUUCCCUUUCACAUUUGGCAAAAGGUCAGAGUGGGGACGGGUUGUGUUCUAAGGGAAACAGUCCUUGGACUAGUGGUUCUGGGACUCCUGCUUCAGCCUCUGAUGAAGAUACAACAAUCCAGGAAAAUUCAGUGGAUAGGAGGUGCUUUGGAAGGAGUUGGUCUAUUGGUUUGGACCAACUUUCAGUCUCAUCCCUGGACCAGCAAAAAUUGCAGUCUGUCUUGUCAUCAGUGGGGUCAAAAUCUGAUAUCUUGACUCUGAUUCGAGAAGCCAAAGCACAAACAGAGAAUAAAGAAGAUAUUUUCUUUGUGGUCUUGAAUAAAGAAAGUGGCUCAGGUCUGGGAUUCAGUGUGGCAGGUGGAGUAGAUCUGGAGCAGAAAUCAAUUACUGUUCACAGAGUGUUUUCUCAGGGAGUUGCCUCUCAGGAAGGGAGCAUCCACCAAGGAGAUCUCCUUCUGUCCAUUAACGGCACCUCAUUGGCUGGGUCCAUCCAUGGAGAUGUUUUGAAUGCACUCCACCAAGCAAAGAUGCACAAAGAUGCUGUUAUUGUCAUCAAGAAGGUAAAAGACAAGGAGAAGAGCUCUACCAGACAAGAGCCCACUCCUGCAAGUAGGAAGGUGACUCUGUCCAAAAAGGAUGUUAUCCUGGAACUUGGAAUAGAAGGCAGAAGGGCAGAUCUUAAUGAUGCAAUGUGUGUUGAGUUACUGAAGACCUCUGCUGGACUAGGCUUCAGUCUUGAUGGAGGAAAAGCAUCUGUGACUGGAGACCGACCCUUGCUAGUAAAGAGAGUCUUUAAAGGUGGUGCUGCAGAACAAGCUGGGACAAUUGAAGCUGGAGAUGAAAUUCUUGCCAUUAGUGGAAAGUCAUUGACAGGGCUCAUGCACUAUGAUGCCUGGAACAUUAUUAAGUCUGUCCCAGAAGGGCCUGUGCAAUUACUAAUUAGGAAGCACAGAACAGCAGUAUGAAGCACACUAUGGCUUGUUGCUUUAACCACAAAGGACUCUCCAAUUCCCCUUUCUCCUUCUAUUUUGCAUCAAACUGACGUGGCCAUAGAAUGGAAUCCUUAAACAGCCAAGAGCAACGUUGGUGAAGCUUGCACAGAUGGUCCAUUGAGAAGAAUCCUAGGACCUUGCUAGAAUACGGAAGGGUAUAAAAACCCUAAUGAUUUGGGAUAUUGAGAGUCAAUGAAAUUGAACUUUGGUACCCUAUCACAUGAAGCAUUCUUGGCUGGGAAAAUCACUUUCAGUUGUGUGGCUAUCCUUGGACUGGAAACAAGAAUUUUCAGGUGAGGGAUAGUAAAUCUCGCUUGCUAUCCUGACAAGAUAAGAUUUUAGAUUGUGUCCAUAUUAUUUAGUCAUUUUCUGUCACCUUGAAUAAAAUACACUAGUCUCGAAUUCUGACGGAACAAUAGGAGGAACUCAAACACAAAUUUUUUGACUCAGAAUGAAAAGAACUAUGACGUAUCAUUUUGUGGAUAAAUUAACAGGAUGCUAUGGGUGCAUGGAAAGCUGCCAUAUUUAUAAAUAUUUUCUGGUUUAAGAAAGAAUUAAAAUAGUGACCUAACCAUGUGGCUGAGCUCAGGAAUUGUCUAAAACUGAAAAAAGCAAAAAUGAGGAAAUUGCUCAACAGGGAAGUUAUGUUAGUAGAUGUGUCCUCCCUAGAGGGCUGAGGGCAGUGAAAUAAUAGUCCUUUCUGAAGAAAUGGUAUUUCCCAGACUACCUGUUAAGCCUUCAUAAACUUUGUAAAAUAUACAUUUUAUCAAUCUCACUCUUACAAAUGAAUAUGAGCUCAAAAAUCACAAUAUGGGGUUGCGUUCUGUUUAAUGAAUUGUUUCGUCAUUAAAAUAACUAGCAGAAAAAUGUUAGUCACUUUUAGGUCUCUUUCAAUUGGUUUUAAUUUUUAAUAAUCAACUAUAUCUUAUUCACAGAUUUAUCCAUAUGUAUUGUAAUUGGAGUCCAUCUAAGCACUCUAAAUUAUUUUAAGGAAUUUUUUUUUAGUGUUGUAGGAAAUUAAUAUUUCAAACUACCAGAUCCCUUCUUAUGCUGUGGGUAAUUAAUGUUCUUGUUGCCCUCAUAGUACUUUUUCAAAUAUCUAUCGUUUUUGCCAAAGGUAUUAUCCUGCUGAACACUGUUGUGACCUUACUGGUGCUUUGGAAGUCCCCUCCUUGUAGCCCAUCCUCUUAAACAUAUGACAGUCAAAAGGAAUUCCCUGCCCAUUUUGUGUGCCCAUUUCUUCUAUCAAAAUUAGUUGGGGAAAGUAUUUAUCUUAUUUGUACAAGAACCUUUCUUGAUAACUCUGAAAUCCUUAUCUGCUUCUUUAUCUUUGAAAUGUUUAUGUGCUUUCAGCUCCCAAGUGGGAGUUAUGAGUCUCAGAAAAGAUCCCUUCCCCUUCUAUCAUUCCAAGCUGCUCUGUGAGACCAAAUCUCUUCAUCCACCAUUGAGCAAAAUUUGGCCACCACCACCACUAUCAAAAAAAAAUAGCUCUCAUUUGAAGUUUUCAAAACCCCUCUCCCCAUCUCAUUCUGCCAAUGAGCAGAACAGGAGAAAAGGGGAUAAUGAAAACAAAGAUAAUAAAAUAUACAGACAGUGCCAAUCAUUCUUUUCAGAUAAAGGAGUAACCACCAUGUGGUUAAACUAGAAAUUAAUGUGGUGGAUGCAUAUUUGGGAAGCUGACAUUCUCAGAUAAAAUAGGGUUGAUGAUUGAAUCUAAUAAAUCGCACUGCUUACUGAUUAAUGUGAAAGUUUGUCUGUGGACUUAAGAGAAAGGAAUUUAGAAACCCUUAUAUUCCAAAGAACCAUGUUGAGUGUCCAGCCUACAAGGCUGGCAUACUAACUUUCCAGGCAUUUCUGAACAUUUGUGUUCAAGUUUGAGAGAAAUUUUGGUAUCUUCCCAAGCUCUAACUUCUCAUCCAGGAAGAGAAGAUGGCUGCUGGAGUGGUGGUGUGAUUAAAUGUUCAAUAAAAAAAGCAAGUGAUUAUUUCAUUACCACAGAGCAUGCAAAGAAUCAGUGUGAACCCAGAUUUCCCCUUAUACUCACUGGAGUUGAUGGGUAUCAGUACCCUUCAAGUGACCACUGAAAGAAGUAGAGACAACUCCUUGCUUUCUCUUAUGCUCAUUUGUUGAAUGAGAUAGAGAGGGUUUUGAAAACUUGAAGUGUAAGCUAUUAAAAAAAACUUUUUUUGGAAGAGAUGGUGAUGCAGUCAUGCAGUGAUGAAUGAAGAGAUUUGGGCUUACACAACUGCUUGGAAUGACAGAAUGGGCACGUGGUCUUUUCCGAGAUCCCCAACUCCCUACACUUGGGAGCUAGAAGGAAAAAGCUUGUUUAUUAGGUAGAUUUCUGUCCUUUGUAAGCCCAGGGAUUGACAUUAACACGGCACUGGAAAGAGCCCCUGGCGCAGCUCUCUUUUGGGCUCUGAGGGAGGGAUGAUGCAAAAGGUAUGACUGUUCUAGAGUAGGAAAUAAAAAACUCUUUGUCUUCUGUAUUCAAGGCUCUUGCAUGACUUGUAUUUCAGACACACCCUCUAGGUCCCACCCUUCAUUAAAUGAACACUAAUGAUUUUGUCCCACUAAAACUGUUAGUUUUUAUUUGUGUUUUUCCACAAGUUGGUCAUUCACAGAGAGCCUAUAGCAGAUAAUAUGUGUUAGGGCAUGUAAAAUGCAAUGGUGAAAAUAUUUUGCCAAGUGUUGAAGCAGAAGUGGAUGGGUAGGUGCAAAUGGAACCCAAUCUAUUUCAAUUUUAUGUGUUUAGCUAAAUUUUUACCAUACUUGUUGUAUGAUGUUGUACAUUUAUACUUUAUUUAUAUAAAAUAAAAUGCCUUGUAUAUUAUUAAAAUGUGACUGCAAUGAUAGUAAAUAGAUUGUACAUUUUUUUAAAGACUUGCUUUUUCUCUAGGUUAUGUAAAUCUGCAUCUCUGUAAACAUAGGUCUUUAAAGUAAUUUUCAAAAAAUAAAGACUCUACUUAGACUUGUUUCAUUUAA